Molecule: messenger RNA, 10253 nt
Organism: Macrobrachium nipponense
Lineage: Eukaryota; Metazoa; Arthropoda; Malacostraca; Decapoda; Palaemonidae
Gene: skd
Product: mediator of RNA polymerase II transcription subunit 13-like
Biological process (GO): positive regulation of transcription by RNA polymerase II
Cellular component (GO): mediator complex
Molecular function (GO): transcription coactivator activity
Source: RefSeq, a predicted model, not a curated record
UAGUCCGGCAAAGUUCACUUUAAACGCCGUAUUCGAGGAUAUAAGCAUGGCUAAUAUACGUAUAAUGCUUUUAUACGAUUUAGAGUGAGUUUUACGGGAGCGUUUCAGGCGGAAGAAGUCAUUCCGCGGGACGGCUUUUGACAGCGGUGCGAGCCACAUUAUUGGAACGUGUCGUCUAUCGUCGUUUCCUUAGCCGCCAUUAUUGUGUGAAAGAGAUCCUAUGGAGUGAUAGUGGUUGAUCUGGUGGUUUUAAAGUGUUUUAAAUCCAUCGCGUUGGAUUGAUAUCAAUCCAGGAGUGUUAUCAAAAAUGGAUAUAUGAUGUCCACGCAUUCGCAGACGAACGGGGCAAGCUUAGAGGAUUGCCACACCAAUUUCUUUGCCCUGGUGAGACCUGACUUGUGCGGGAUCAAAUGGCGAGUCUACGUGUGGGACAACCCUGGCGGAAACGGCGUCGGGGGCGGCUGCGACGUCGGAGGAGGAGGGCCAGGUGACCCUCUGGAGGACCCCGUCCUAGUGUCCUACGCCAGGAUGAUGGCCGCUGACGUGCUGUGCGUUUGGCGUCGCACGUGGCGCGGGCCCUCCCACGACCCCUCCGGCGCCAACCACCCUCACCAUCACCAUCACAACCCCCACCAUCCCCAUCACCAUCACGGUCACCAUCCCCAUCACCAGCAGCCGUACGGCGGCGGCGGCGGCCAUCACCACCAUCCCCACCACCCUCACCACCCGCAGCAUCACCAGCAGCAGCAGCAGCCCCCUCCGCAUUUCCAACACAAUCACCGACACUCCCUCAAGCACUCGCCGAAGGAACUCUGGGUCUUCUGGUAUGGCGACGACCCCGACCUCAACCUGCUGGCUCCGGAGCUCCUCAAGAAAAAGGAGAUCAGAGGUUCCUGGGACUGGGAAACUGGGUUGUCUUACGAAUGUCGAACUCUUCUCUUCAAGGCUCUGCAUAAUCUCAUUGAAAGAUGUCUCCUUACUAGAGAUUUUGUAAGGCUCGGCCGAUGGUUUGUGCAACCAUAUGAAGGUCCUGAAGGCGUUCCAGGCAAUGGGAGUACCCACUUGUCGUUCAGCCUGUCAUUUUUCGUGCAUGGGGAAAGCCGAGUUUGUGCCAGUGUUGAUGUUCGUCAGCAUCCUGCAGUACGAAAGCUCUCUCGAAAGCACCUAUUACUUGCCCAACAAACAAACCAUGGCAUACCAGUGAUAUUAGGUCCAUAUGGGUUGAGUGGUACUUUAACUGGUGUGAGCUACCGCGUCUCCGAACCGUCUACCCAGAAGCUCUUAGAUGAGUGGAAAAUGUUCUUUCCUGUUGAAACCAAAGCCCUUCUCACAGACUCUCCAUCUUGCGAGUCUACACUUCCUGCUGCAGUUGAGGUUAUUGUAGGUGGUCACAAAAUGCGGUAUCCCACAAGCUACGUUCUGGUAACUGAUAUGGAUGACUAUUUACUGACCAGUCGAGGCAAUGCAGGGGCCCUAGUAGUAAAUCAACCUAGCCCUACUUCCCCAGGAGGCCUAAAAGGAGGCUUGACCAAUGAAAGUGGUGGGGAGUCUGAUGGAACUCCAGUUCCCACCAAUAAUUCACCCUUCACUGCCUCUACCCAUAAUUUACUAGACCCUGGAUAUUUGAGUUCUGGUGGACGGGGACUUGGCUGGUCUCGUGGAAUGUGUGAACGCGUGUGGCAGGAUAUUGUCCAGUGCCCAGGUCAGCAAGAUGGACUUACACCAGAUGCAACAGCAACUCCAGCAGAAAUAGCAGGACAGUGGGACUUCUCAGAUCCAGCAACUAAAAUUAGCUGCUCCUGUUCCAAGUGCAGAAGGGGUCGGGUCAGUAGUAAAGGGUGUAGCAGCAGUAAGUGCCGGGGAGAGAGAAGUGGUGGGGGAGGAGGCGGGCGACAGCGGGGGGCCAGCUCCGGGACUGGAUGUACACCCUUCCACAAGCGGUCCCCCCCAGCCCCUCUGCCCACCAGUGACCCUGAUGAGGCAGUCUUGGAGCACUGUGGUGUGGCAGCCAUCGACGAUUCGGAACUAAUCCAGGCCUCUGCCAGGCUAGGUGGUGUGGGAACACCUAGUGGUGGUAGUGGAACAGGUGGUUUUGCUGGUUACAAAAGUGGUGGAGUGGCCACUCCAGGUAGUGUACCAAGUUUAAGAUGCACGGGAGUGACAGAUGGCCCACCCCCUUCUGUUGAAUCUCCUGCCUCGGUCACGCCAUCACCUCUUCCUACCCCUCAUUCACAGCCCUCUUCUGUGCCUCAUCAUGAUCCUACCAUGCCAACACUAAGCCCCCAUCCACCACCUUCCAAUACAUCAAUUGGUGACCCAUCGACUCCAGCUGCAUUAGAUUCUAUGGAUGUAAAACCUAACAUAUCUGAUCUAAUGGGUCCCAAAUCUGAGUCUUCUAUAAACCAGGGCAUGUCUCCAUUUCCUGGUGGGGAAAGAGGCAAUGAUGCAGAGUCAAGUGAAAACAGUUGUAGCCUUGGAGGAAAUGGCAGCGGCAGUAGCAGCAGCAGCAGUGGCGGAGGUGGUGGCGGCGGUGGUGGUGGUGGAGGUGGUGGUGGGGUGGGCAGUGGGGGCAGUGGUUCUGGUAGCAAUGACGAAAGCAGUGGGAUUCUUACGAGAGGUUUGAAGAGACCCUCUUUGCCCAGUGAAGAUUACCACUCUUUCUUGGAGUUUGAGAACACCAGUUCCGUCCUGUAUGACUAUACAAAAUUAAAUGCAUGGUUACACCACCCAGUUAAGAAGUUCAAGCCAGCAGAACCAAAGAAAGAGGAGCCACUAUGGCCUCCAUAUCGACCUGCCCACAUUCAAGAGCACAUGAAGGAGCUUCACAGGACUGAAGUCAGUCACGAGAUUCCUGAAAUGAAUGGCUUACCUCCUAAGCGUGUUGGCGGCAUAAAGAGACAAGCUGAUCCUUACGACUUUGAAGAUGAUGUUUCUGGGGCAACCCUGGAGACUUUCAAACGGAAGGAAGGCAUAGAAAAAGAGGAAGCCAAGACUCCUGGAAGUGUGCGAUCCUCUCAUGAUCCUCAUUCCCUUUCACAACCAAAGAAGACUGGUUAUAUGUACACUAGUGAUGGUGUUCAACCAUUUGAUGGAGUUCCAGACAACAUCUUUGACUCGGAUUCCCCUGAUGACCCUACAUUCCCUGAUCACACGCCGCCAGGUUCAAAUAAGCCUCUUGGUGGCCCAGAAGAUACUGCAAGUGUAAUGAGUAAUAGUAAGAACUGUAGUGGUGGUAAUAACAAGUCCAGUGCAAAUAAUGGAUUGGUAGAAUUAAGUAAAAUGUUUCCAACGCCUCCCUCACAUGAACACAAUCCUGAUCAUGAUACUGCCCUAGAGGAAAGUGCACCUCAGAUAAUCAGUAUUAAACAGGAACGGAUAGAAGAUUUACGCCCUUUGCAUACAGUUGAACCAGCAGGUAUAAUGAUAAAAGAAGAGCCUAAAGAAACUCUAGCAGUGUAUCGUCCUCCUUCGGUGUGUAUGUUUGUUGGAUCGUCAAAAUAUGCUCCGCUUACGAACCUUCCAAGUCAAGAGUGUAAAACUAUAGUUACUCUUCCAUCAGACUGGGCAUACAAGCCAUCUUGGCAGUACUCUGUUGCUGACAAGACUCACGCAUCUGUUCCAGCCAUGAACCAUAUGGGCAAUAUUCAUAUGGGCCCAACCACAGCAGGUCAUAGUCAGAGGGUUGGGAUGUCCCCAAUAUCGCCCAUGGCCUCGAGCAUAGGAGGACCCGUGUCUGAAGGUGGGCCGGGGUCUCAGCGUGGUCCUGGUAGUGUUGGGGGCCCAGCCUCGGCGGGUCCACCAAUGAACUAUGACUUAACCUCACCGGCAUCUAAUCAGUCAUCAUACCUCAGUAAGACACUGCCGUCAGUGGAGCCUCCUAGUUUAGGGCUCACUCAAGUACCUGAAGCAAAUUCCCUCAUUGUUAAUAUUGCAUUACAAGAUUCUAGUGUUAACUUAUUUAGAGACCACAAUUUUGACUCGUGCACAAUGUGCGUGUGUAAUAAUAGUGCGAAAAAUGUAGGCAACAUCCGUGGCAAUGAUGGUACCCUCUAUCUACCACCUACACAUUUAAGUGUAGAAGAGGAAAGUAUCAAGUGUAAUUGUGGUUUCUCUGCAGUGGUAAAUAGAAGGCUGGCCUUUCAGGCUGGUCUGUUUUAUGAAGAUGAAGUGGAUCUUACUGGCCUCCAUGAGGCUCUUGCAACAGAAAGGAAGAAACACUCCCUACUCUUGCUGAUGGAUAGUAAAAAUACAGACAAUCCUGAACGUGAAACCAGUAUUCUAGAUGUACCUCAAUCGAUGUUUCAGUUAUUGCAGAGUCAGUGCUUAGUAACGUUAAGUACUCCUAGUAGUGUUAUUUAUAGAUCAACAACACUGUACCAAAAUACCAGACGAGAUAUUCACUUAAAUUUGGUAGAUUAUAAGGAUGGAAAUGAAAUUGCAUGUAUUGCUGUGGAACAGUCAAGGGGGACAAGCAUUAGUGAUAGUGAAAGUGCUGCUCCUACAAUGAGACAGCAAUAUAUGCACAAAUGGUGCUAUUACCAGUUUGAUGGUCCAACGUGUUCUAAAGACAUAGUCCGGUGUAUGAAGGCUCUUCAACCUCAUUUACAGGAGGCAAUACAAAAGAAGGGAAGGAGAGUGAAUUGGGAGCCUGUGUUUAGUGUGGAUGGUCCUCUCACCUGGAGACAGUUUCAUCGAAUGGCUGUCCGUGGCACAGAGGACAUGGCAGAGCCUCUUCCUAUUCCCAUGUUGUUAACGGGUCAUGAUAGGGACUGGCUGACUAUAGCACCCCAGUCAAUCAGACACUGGGAAAAACUACUACUAGAACCUUAUUCUCAGCAGCGGAAUGUGGCUUACGUCGUUGUAGCUCCAGAUAACGAGUUCAUUCUAACCCAUGUUCGCACAUUCUUCAAAGAGUUGUCAUCUAUAUAUGAGUUGUGUAAACUGGGCCGACAUGCUCCUAUCCAGAGAGUGUUAAGAAAUGGUAUCAUGCGGAUAAGCAAGACAGCAGCUUCGAAGGUUGCCAAUGAGCCCUUGGAGGAUUGGUUCUCUCUCCUGGGAGAUACUCACAUGUCCACAAAGCUCAAAGUUUAUGCCCAAGUUUGUAGACACUGGUUAGCUCCUCAUUUAGCAACUUUAAGUAUGGACAAGAGUUUGUUUGAAGCGCAUGCAACUAAUAGAGGUACUGAAAGACAAGCUCCCUCCCCCAUGCCACCUCCAUCAUCAGAAAAUAUGACCUCUACAAACCCUUCUACAACACCAACACACAAUGGUUCAGAACCUGAGACUUGUACAAGUUCGUCAACAGGUCCCAGUAAUUCUCAAAGUGGUGCUCCUAUGGGUGCUGGUGCAAGCCUUAAUGAAGUUGAAGAAGAUGAUUCUCCACCACCAGCUCUGCUCAUUUACUUGGUGGAUCCAUUUAGUGUAGGCCAAGAGCAUCCUGAUAUGCAUCGGCUUGUAACCCUUGGGUUACUUCGUUGCUAUGAACACAUGCUGGAAGGACUCUCAGAGAGUAUGCAGCAGAAUGUCUACCUUCAAAUUUUAUCUUUAGAAAGUAUUUUAGAACUUGCUAGUGACUCUCACGACCGUUCACGGCAUAUUGACCAGUUGAAGUCUUUGGCAUUCUCUGUAUUCAUGCAGUGCAGAAGAUUGCUCACCCACAACCCUGUCGUUAAAUCCUUAACGGGUUUUGGACCAGCAUCUGUGUAUGAUGAAUUUUUGAAGCCCAAAGAUUCUGCAUCGGAAGAGAAACGUUUAGCACCGUACCAUAUCUUCUCUCCUGCUUAUAUCUUGGCUCCUAUCAAAGAGAGCCGUGGUACUAGUAAAGAGGCACAGGAAGCGCUGGGUGAGCCUCGAGAAAAGUCAACAAUUCUUAAUUGUACUUACUGCUUGUCUGAAGAUCAAAGAUGGUUGUUAGCUGCUGCCACUGAUGAAUUAGGGGAAAUCUUAGAGACUGUUACCAUCAGUAUUGAAAUUCCCAAUAGAACUAGAAGAAAGAAGGCGUCUGCUCGUCGGUACGCACUGAAAAAAUUGAUGGACUGGAUACUUAGUGUAAUGUCUAUAGGUGUUCACCCAUGGCGGUUAGUUGUGGGUAGAUUGGGCAGAAUGGGUCAUGGAGAGCUGAAAGGCUGGUCGUCAUUGUUGUCUAAAAAGUCGUUAAUUCAGGCUUCUAAAAACUUGAAGGAAAUGUGUAAGCAGUGUGCAUACCUUUUCCCUGAGGAUGCUCCAUGCAUCCUGUCAGCCUGUUUGGUAUCCAUGGAACCAGAUUCAUCGUUCCGUAUGAUGCCAGAUAUGUUCACUCCAGAUGAAAGGUUUGGGCAGAAUAGCCAAAAUUGUUCCCUAUCUACCCCUCAAGAUCUAACCUGUACUCAUAUUUUGGUCUUCCCAACUUCUGCUACAGCUCAGUGUGCCCAACAGAGAUUCCAAGAUGAACAAGAUGAUGAACAAGGCUUUCCUCACUGUGGAGAUCUGUUGUUGGGUGAUGAAGGUUUAGAUGACGAUAUUGAUGGGGGUAUUGGGGAGAUCAGUAUUGGAAUGGGCCUUAAUAUUAAUGAUAUACUAGGUAUAGAUGGACCAAAUCAAGAUGAUCAGAUGGAAGACGGUAAUGGACAACGAGAUUCUCUUUCUCAGCCUGGAAGCCCAACAAAUAGUGGGACAGGUCGAACAAGUCCUUCUCAGUUCUCUGGACAAGCCCGCAGUAAUGGUGUAGUUCUUGUUGAUCCCCAGGAAGAUUCUGGUGGCUCUGUGUUACAGCAGCCUCUUGCACUCGGAUACUAUGUGUCCACAGCAUCAACAGGAAGGCUUCCGAGGUGGUUUUGGUCAUCUUGUCCCCAUUUGGAAUCAUCUUGCCCAGUAUUUCUAAAGUCAGCUCUGCAUCUUCAUUCUCCUGGAGUCACUCAGCCAGAAGAAAUUCUUCAUACACACAACAAAGUCCACCCACUGGAUUCGUCAUUUACUACUGAUGUUCUAAGAUACGUCCUUGAGGGGUACAAUGGCUUGUCAUGGCUGGUAUUGGAUCCUGCAAAACAAGACAGAAGAUCGUGCUUACCACUGCACAUGCAAGUUUUAUCACACUUGUACAAUGUAAUGGCAGCCCUUGUGUGAACACACCCUUACUGUACAGGCAGUCCCCGGUUAACGGCGGGGGGUUCCGUUCCUGGCCGAGCGCCGCCAACUGAAAAUCAGCGGCAAUAUUACUAAUAAACCCACUUAACGGCGCCGUUAACCGUUAAUGACAUCGCUAAACAAGCCGCCGUACACUGGAUUGCCGUUAACCGAUGCCACCGGUAAACGGGGACUGACUGUACUGUAAACAUUUUCUGAUGUACUUGCUCUGCUGCAACAUAAUGGCUGUAAAAAAAGAAAGUUGUACAUUUGAUAGGAAUUUUUAUACAGUAGUACUGAUAUGCAAAAGUUGUGUGACCAAAAUCGAGAGAAUCUCUCUUUUUAUUUUUAAAAUUUGAUUUUUCUUAGUGUUUUAUAUGAAUUUUUUUUCUUUUAAAAAAGACAAGUGAAAAACUGUAAAUAGCCAAAACAUAUUCAAGCGACAACAUUAUGUAGCAAAUAAGUUAGUGCCUGGGUGGACAACUAGAAUGAAAUUCCAUGGUAUUGCCGAGUGACUUGGAUAAAAAACUUGUAAAGAUUUUAAAAAAAUAUAAAAAAAUGUUAAAAAAAAAACAAAAAUAAUAAAAGAAUGAGUUGGUAGAUACUAUUUGAACGAGAAGUUGCUUGAAAUGGCUCAAAAUGAGCAUGUUGGCGGGCUUUGACGGCAAAGCAUAAUGUGUAAUGCUCAAAGGAAGGCUUUACCUCACACAGAGUACAUUAUCUCAAAGAUAAACGUACAUGGGUCGGUUUAAAAAAAAAAAAAAGGUCCACCACAUUUCAAUCAAAAGUGUCCUGCCUUAUGAUAGUGGACAAAAUUUUUGGGGUGGAAAGUUGCACAACAUUGGGAAUGUUGUCCUUUUUUUUAUUUUAUUUUAUUUUUUUAUUACAGUGCUCAUAUUUUGUUAUCAUCUGGAGUGUGAGUUACCAACCAGAGCAAAUGAAGUAUUGGAGUAAAGGACUGUGAAAAAAAUAAUGCUUAGUGAAUGGAACACUGGUAUUGUUGGGUGGACAAAGUAAACCAGUGUAUUGUUAGUGACUAGUAUCCAAGCAGGAUUGUCUGUGAUAAAACGAGUUACAGAUUUAAAUGUACUUCAUAAUUGGAUAUAUAUAUAUAUACAUAUAGAUAUAUAUAUACUGUAUGCCUUUUUAUUAUUAACACUUUUUCAGCACAGAAUGGUGCUGAUCACUUCAAAUAAUGUAAAUAAGCAGUGGUAUUGUACAAGCUAGGUUGGUUAAGUUACAUUUGCCCUGAUAUGCUAUUGCCCUGAGGCUAUCAGUUAUGUACAGUAAAUAUAAUUGUACAAGCAUGUGUACAAGAUGCCUCCUACACCUGUAGCCAAAUUGUAAAUAAAAAUAAUGUUGUGGCAGGUGUGAGAGUCGGAGCUGAGUGACGAGGCAUUAGCAUGCCAGAGGCAUGCGUGGCCUUCCACCAUCCCUGCCCCCCCUAGAACCUCUUCCCCUCCCUCCCCCACUGCUGCUCUCAUGUACAGAACGGUUAUGUGUACAGGAGACACAAGUUUUACACCUCCCAACUGUUUAUACAAGUUAAGUAUUCCUCCCCCGAUGCAGCCACCUCUUUUUAUCUUGAUGCAAAUGGAGGGGUUGUGAUGUAAAAUAUUUGUCAGUAAAUUCUAUUGUUUAUUUUGAGACUAACUAUAAAAAUAUAAAAACCAUGUAGUCUUUAAGGUUAGAUAGUUUAAAGAAAAGUAUUUUACAAAGGAAACAUUUGUACAAGGAGUGUAUUUUAAAAAUGGUAAGCAAGUGGAAGAUGACGACAGUAACCUUCCAUGGCUAGUAUUGGCUUCACUCGUCCCAAGCCCUAAAUGAAAUGGUUGGUUAUAGGCUUCAAGUGAUCUCUUCCUACCUUAGUACUUUACAACUGCACUUAAGAGUAAUGGUGCAUGGGUUACCCUUUUUGAAAUUGCAGAUAUCAUAUUGGUCUAAUGCCUUAAAAGAGGAAGAAGCAACGUGAUAUGAAUUUUCAUUUGCACCAGUACUUUGCAGCCAAAGAUAUUAGAAGAGAUUUAUUUUGCCUGUAGCUGUCAUGAUAUGGCUGAGGGGGACGCACGAGUAUGUGAAGACAAAUAAUGCACUUUUAUGCAUUCAUCAUCUAAGGUUGGGACAGCCUUACGCCAGCCAGGGUGUGUGUGGAGCAAUAUUUAUGUGCGACUUGUUCAUUCUGACCUGCUUACUUGUCUACCAAGUGGAAUGUGUGGCAAUUUAGUUUUGUUAAACUUUUAAGGGAAAAUUUUUAAUAGAAUUUUACAUUUUAUAGUAAUACAUGAAUUUUAUUUAUGUAAACAACUGAACUAUGCAGUAUUUGUAGAUGUAUCUGAUUUUGUAUCGAAGUUACAAAUGAGAUGACCCCUUGGAUGGUGAGGAUUAGUAUAUCUUAAUAUUGCAGAUGAUGUUGUUUAAAUUGGUAUUUUAAAUAUAUCCUCCUUUCUAUUUAUGAAUUGACAAUGCAAUAAAAGAUAGAUGCAAUCACAAAGAAUUAACAGAUUAGCUUUUGUGUAGAGUAGACAGUUUACAGGUCUCGAUCUGCCGUGGGUCUAUUGGCAGCUCCCUUCUCUCCUUGCUCAACUGUUGUCCCAUAUUAGGUUUUGUUAUUUAUUUCCACAAUGUUAAGUGCACACUUUUAUCAAAAAUUUUUGAUAAUUUGUAAAUUUUGUGAUGAGAAAUGUUAGUGGUCUCAAAUUAUUUUUUAUACUUAACUGCCCAGUUUUUGCUUCUCAUAAGCCUGGGACCAUAUGUGAGGUAUGAACAUAUUUCAAUGUUUAAUAACAUGACACUAUUUAUAGAUUGAAUUAUUUACUCUUCAUUAGAACCUGCCAUAUCAUGUCCCAUGUUAUACAUGAGGGCAAAACAAUAUUGCCUGUUCCUUAAGGACUGUAAUUAAAUUGUACGUGAUCAUUUUCGUCUUGUGCAUUUUCCCAAUUGAUUCUUCGUUCUUAUGUUUUGGGUAGCUCCAUUAGCCUACUGGCUUUUUGUGUGAUUGCUGCUACUGCAGUGUGUGUGUGUGUGGUUGGUAGCGUAAGGAUUGGUGUGCAAGCGAAUGACUGUGUGGGUGAUUGAUGGGGGAGUGAGCUCCAGCUUACCCCACUGUCAUUAUUAAUUAUUGGUAUAAAAUAAAAUUUUAUGUGUAAACCAAA